Messenger RNA from Vavraia culicis subsp. floridensis, 850 nucleotides. RefSeq lists its product as uncharacterized. The transcript has a single exon. NCBI's taxonomy places the organism in Eukaryota, Fungi, Microsporidia, Pleistophoridae. Bases 1 to 546 code for a protein of 181 amino acids. The record is from RefSeq and is a predicted model, not a curated record.
AUGUUCCUCUUCUUGUUCCCGAUUCUUGCUCUCGUCAACAACUCAAACAUAUUCAAAUCUAUCCAAACACUACACAAAAAGACGAAGUUUCGCACAUUCUAUGAAAUGUUCGACGUAAAAGAAAACACGGACAUCAAAGUAAUACGCUCACAAUUCUACAGGCUUGUGAAAGAAAGCAAACCAUUCCCUGAUCUCGAUCUUCCAAAAAACUUGGCAGAAAAGAUCAUAACGGACGGGUACAACAUCCUAAACAAGCACAAGAAAGAAUACGAUCUGAUGCUAAAGGACAAGUUUACGGUACCGAUCAAUCCGGAGGCAAAGGCUUUCUUCUAUGUAAAUUUGGUGGUAUUCAUCCUGUUUAUCGCGGUGUUGACGGAUCUGCUGGUAAGUUUUAUGAGAUUUUUGAUCAACAGAAGGAAGUAUGAGGGAGUGAAUAAGGCAGAGGAAAAGAAACUGAGACGGAGCGGCGAUAUUCAGGUGUUUGGCUGGGACAGGAUGUACACGGUUAGAUUAUACAAACGGGUAAAGCGAAUUUUUAUCCGAUAAGUGGUCAAUAAAGUUAUCCUGUUUCGUAUGGUGAACUGGCUGAUUGCUGUUUCUUAGCUUGAAUGCGUUUGAAUUGUUCUGGGAUAAAUUUUUGCAUCUUGUGAUCGCAGGUUUCUGUGGGAGCAGUGCAUUAGCAACCGAUGGAUGUAUGCCGUAGAAAUUAACCCUGUUAUGGUGGCUUGAUGCUGUAAUUACGGUGUUUAUAAAAUGUUUUGACCCAAUCGGUGAGAAUUAUUGCGCUGCUCGAGUUAUCAGCGGAAAAGCAUUGCUCUUUUGCUGAAAAGAGCGUUUAAUUAAAUUACAC